CUUGUUUAAUCUGGAUUCCUUCACCUUGUUCGUUGUUUAGUUUAAUUUUUCCUUGUUAAAUUUGUAGUAGAAUUAGAAGUCUAUAUAAAGGGAGCAAGUUUACCCUUAGUAAGAGAGAGAUCUGACUUUUACGGAGGCGAAAAGGAGAGACGAUUGCGGAAGUCCUAGAGUUAUCGCAAUCCAUGCCGGCGGUGCCUACACCGCUGGCCGGGGCAGGAGGCUCCGACAGCCUCAUGACUACAGAAACUGUUGCAGGACAACGCAGGCCCCCAACUGAAUCAUCCUCUCCAAAUCCAAAAGGAGCAAGAGAGGCGCAACAGACAAAGAAACGAGCAAAGCAAUCGGAACCGGUGAUGGAUGAGGAAAUAGCAUAUGUGGAAAACUAUAGCCAACAGAGUCCAUCGUCGCAGGGCCCUAAACAAUCGGCGUGGGGAACUGGUUCGGGGGCAACACGAAAGCUAUUUGGAGAUCAAGCGAGACAAGGCGUGUGGUACGUUGCCGAGUCCGAUUAUGAGGAUAUAGCGGAAGCGGUGAGACAGGAGGGUCUCGAUGCAGGCUUCGAGGGAGAAGGUGAUCCUAAGUGCCCUCCUGUCUAUUUUACAUCAGCGGAAGAGAGGAUGUUCAUCAGGGAAUGGAGGUCCGCUCUGGUGGUUAAAGCCUUAGGGCGCUCUGUCUCCUAUACGUUGAUGGCGAAACGGUUAAACAGUCUCUGGGCAAGGGCGGGAACGAUCCAGGUGACGUCAGCGAAAAAGGGAUAUUUUCUAGUUUGUUUCACCAGUGGCGUGGACUACGAGCGGGCGGUAACUGGCGGUCCCUGGAUGGUGGGGGAUAACUAUCUUACAGUCCACCAAUGGACCGAGGAUUUCAACCCGUAUGAGCACGAGAUAUCAUCAACAUUGGUUUGGGCUCGGUUGCUAGAAAUCCCAAUUCAGUACUUCCAUCCGGUAGCGGUGAUGAAAAUCGGGACACGAAUUGGAAAACCUAUUAGGGUGGACCAGGCAACGAGCACUGGGGCACGUAGUGACUAUGCACGAGUGUGUGUUCAGGUGGACUUAACCAAACCUCUGCUGUCUCAGUUUAUCCUACGAGGGAAAACUUAUUUUAUUCAAUACGAACGGUUGGAAAAUAUUUGUUUGCAGUGCGGUACGUACUAUGAACGUGGGCGAUGCUCAUGCAUGCAACCGGUGGUGGCUAUGGAGACAGAAACUGUCCCGGUGGAGACUGUCCCAGCGACCACGGAGAAAGCUCCCAUUUACGGUGAGUGGAUGAUAGCGAGGAAGAAGUCAUAUCCACGUAAAGAAGCGGCUGCCCGUAGUGUGGGGAAUGAUCGCUCUAAACCAACCAAUGGAGACGAGACUAGUGGAUCCCAAGGAGGAUCAAGGUUUACGGUCCUUGGUGAGGAAGAGAAUGAAUUUAGUAGUGAGAAGACCUUAGCUAAGGAGACCACCAAUGCAAGAGCAGUGAAGAGGGUGGCCACAGGGGAAAAAACGUGAAACCACAGGGGAAGGAGAAGAAUGGGGGGAGGAAUAUGACGGAGAGCUCUGACCGGAAUUUGAACAAAGCUUCGGAGAAGCAGCAAGUUGAGAAGGAGGCAAGCGGGGAAGUGUUGAGGAUAGGUGAACGGGUAGACAUCACUAUGAAAGAUACCAUUACCAGUAUGUGAUCAAGUAUCCAGACCACUUCAGAUACUACAGUUGCUAGGGAGCAGCCGCCAAGCGCGGGACAGCAGGGGGAUGGUAUUUCCUUAGACAUGUUGACGUCGGGUGUGCGUGGCCACUGGCCACCAAACACGUCCCCCGGAUGCCGUCGGACUGCACCGUCAGGAAACCAUCACCGAGAGUACAGUGGGAUCGAACUAGAGCUAACCGUCAUAUUGGUCAGUGGUUAACCGACACUGAACCAAUUAGUAUCCCUAAUAAAAAAUGGAGUAUUAUGUAUAAUGAACUUAAGCGGUCCGUUGGGGUGUGGGAGGGUACAUCAUAUGACUUAAUAGGAAUUACCUUAAAAACAAAUAUUUUUUCCUUUUUCGUUUAACCCAAGAUUUUCUAGUUGUUGAUUAGGGGGAAGGUUCAUUUUUCUAUAACUUACCUUAAAUUUUUUCUUUUCUUUUCCAGCGUACAGUUCUCCCCCCCCCCCCCCAAUCUCCAAACUAAUUAGUGGAUAUUAGUUAAUAUCCAAACUAAUUGCUAACCGAGCAGAUAAAAGACAGUUAACCAAUAAGGCUUAUUAGUUUGGUUAUAUGUAUGAGUUUUUUUCCUUAUUGGUUAACCGCUAACCGUCAUAUUGAUUAGUGGUUAACCGACACUGAACCAAUUAGUAUCCCUAAUAAAAAAUGGAGUAUUAUGUAUAAUGAACUUAAGCGGUCCGCUAGGGUGUGGGAGGGUACAUCAUAUGAUUCAAUAGGAAUUACCUUAAAAACAAAUAUUUUUCCUUUAACCCAAGAUUUUCUAGUUGUUGAUUAGGGAAGGUUCAUUUUUCUAUAACUUACCUUAAAUUUUUUCUUUUCUUUUCCCGGGUACAGUUCUCUCUCCCCCACCCACCCCCCCCCCCCCCCCCCCCCCCCAUCCAUGUUUUCAAACUGUCAAUUAGGCAAAAUUUCCCCUUUCACUAUGACUUUCGUUAAAGUUUUCUUUUUUUAUCCCACGUUUUUCCAGUAGAUUAGGCAUGUUUCCUCUUUCUCAAUUCAUAAGGGGAUAUAUUAAUGUACAUAUAUUCUAUGGUUAUUCCUUGAACGCUCAAAUUCAAGAUUUAUAACUAAUUUAAUAUCUUAUUAGUUGCAAAUUUUACAUGUCACUACUCAUUAAUUAGUGUAUAGACUUUGCUAUGACUAGAGAAAUUGGUUUAUUGGUAUAUACCAUAUCAGUCAUCCUAAUCUUUUGCCGAUGCGUAUAUUCGUAAGACAGACAAUAAAAACAUGAAAGAACAAAUACAAAAAAAGCGAACCAAACUAGUGAAUUUGAAAACACUUAUUACUUCUUCCCUCGUUCAAAUCAAUGUAGAAAAGCAAAAGACCAACACAAAUUAUUAUAAUGUACCGAAAUAAAGGUUCGAAACAACA
Messenger RNA from Linum trigynum, 3058 nucleotides. The record is from the annotation of a GenBank genome assembly. Lineage: Eukaryota; Viridiplantae; Streptophyta; Magnoliopsida; Malpighiales; Linaceae.